This is a messenger RNA of Acanthisitta chloris (rifleman), 1840 nucleotides long. RefSeq names its product low-density lipoprotein receptor-related protein 1B-like. Gene Ontology annotation, molecular function: protein binding. The transcript is spliced from 11 exons. The annotation marks the transcript as partial. The record is from RefSeq and is a predicted model, not a curated record. Lineage: Eukaryota; Metazoa; Chordata; Aves; Passeriformes; Acanthisittidae.
AUGGCCGUUAAAAGUUUAGACACCAGUGUGUCUAACUUUUUGAAUGAUGUACAGCAAAUAGCAAUCGACUGGAUCACAGGGAAUUUUUACUUUGUGGAUCAUGUCAGUGACAGGAUCUUUGUCUGCAGCCACAAUGGAUCAGUGUGUGUCACCCUCAUCGAGCUGGAUCUUAAUAACCCCAAGGCCAUAGCUGUUGAUCCAACAUCAGGAAAGCUUUUCUUUACAGACUAUGGGAAUGCUGCCAAGGUGGAGAGAUGUGACAUGGAUGGAAUGAACAGGACGUGGAUAGUAGACUCUAAAAUUGAACAGCCAACUGCUCUGGCACUAGACCUCAUCAAUAAAUAUGUGUACUGGGUUGACAUAUAUCUGGAUAGUGUGGAAGUUGUUGACUAUCAAGGGAGAAAGCGACACACAAUAAUUAAAGGCAGACAAAUUAGACAUCUAUGUGGUUUGGCAGUAUUUGAAAACUAUUUGUAUACAGUUAAUUCAGAUAAUCUCAGCAUUUUACGGAUAAACAGAUACAAUGGCACUGAUGUUCAGGCUCUUGCUAGUCUGGACAAUGCUAAAGAGAUCCGUGUGUACCAGAAAAGAACUCAAACAGCAGUCAGAAGCCACGCGUGUGAGGAGGACCCAUAUGGAAUGCCAGGGGGAUGUUCACACAUCUGUCUGCUCAGCAGCAGCUACAAAGCACGGACUUGUCGCUGCAGGACUGGCUUCAUCUUGGGGAGUGAUGGCAGGUCAUGCAAAAGACCAAAGAAUGAAUUGUUUCUUUUUUAUGGGAAGGGACGUCCAGGAAUAAUACGGGGAAUGGACCUGAAUACCAAAGUAUCUGAUGAAUACAUGAUCCCUAUAGAGAACUUGGUCAAUCCUCGUGCUCUGGACUUCCAUGCUGAAACCAAUUACAUUUACUUUGCUGAUACUACCAGUUUCCUAAUUGGACGACAGAAAAUUGAUGGCACAGAGCGAGAAACAAUCCUCAAAGAUGAUCUUGAUAAUGUAGAAGGCAUAGCAGUGGACUGGAUUGGAAAUAAUCUUUAUUGGACAAAUGAUGGCCACAGGAAAACAAUUGCUGUUGCCAGACUGGAAAAAGCUGCUCAGAGUAGAAAAACUUUGUUGGAGGGAGACAUGUCUCACCCGAGAGGAAUUGUUGUUGAUCCUGUCAAUGGAUGGAUGUAUUGGACAGACUGGGAAGAAGAUGAAAUAGAUGACAGUGUGGGAAGAAUUGAGAAGGCCUGGAUGGAUGGCUACAGUCGGCAGAUUUUUGUCACAUCAAAGAUGCUGUGGCCAAAUGGUUUAACUCUGGACUAUCGUGCCAAUGUGUUAUACUGGUGUGAUGCCUAUUAUGAUCACAUUGAAAGGAUAUUUUUGAAUGGAACUGACAGAAAGGUAGUCUACAGUGGAAAAGAUUUGAAUCAUCCUUUUGGACUGUCACAUCAUGGAAAUUAUAUUUACUGGACAGAUUAUAUGAAUGGGUCAAUUUUCCAGUUGGAUCUACUUACAAGGAAUGUGACACUGUUGAGAAGUGAGAGACCACCAUUGUUUGGGCUCCAGAUUUACGAUCCACGUAAACAGCAAGGUGACAAUGCAUGUCGUGUUAAUAAUGGAGGCUGCAGCACCCUUUGUUUAGCCAUUCCUGGAGGCAGAGUUUGUGCCUGUGCAGAUAAUCAGCUUUUGGAGGAAAACAGUACAACCUGCAUGAUUAAAGCUGGAGAAGUGCUGCCCCAGUUGUGCAAGGCUGAGCAGUUCCAGUGCAGCAACAAGCGCUGCAUCCAGGAUCGCUGGCGCUGCGACGGGGACGACGACUGCCUGGACGGCAGCGAUGAGCAUUCUGAAAUCUGUU